UGAAUAUUUUGCUGCGUCUUUGUGUUAUCGAUGGAAUUCAAACAUUGAUCUAAAGUCUGCAAUAAUUUAGGAAUGUCCACUGUCAAAUAAGGUUUUUUGGAUUUGUUGCAGAAUGACCUGAGGUCCCAAAAGUUGACGCAAUCCUUAAAUCAUCAUCACCAUUUAUGUCUGAUUAUUUUUACAUAAAAUUAACUUCGUAUGCGCAAAACUUUUUUCUCAUGGACAUUCAUUCAAAUUCUAAUUUCUCAUGGACACCCUGGGUUGUUCUACCUUGUAUUAAGCUGGUAUAAGGAAAAUUUUGGUAUCACACUAAUUUAUAAAUGGUCUAUUCUGAUGUCGUUAGGUCAGAUUGUUAUGUGUCGGAAUCCUUAAAUGGUGUCUUGCUUACAAGAAGACUAAUCCCAAACAAUAUUGUUGGAUAUAUGUUAGUGUUUGAUAAUAUUUGUGUUUUCAUACAUCGAGCAACAUUUCUUGUUCCUAUUUUUCUAAUUUUUUGUUUCUUUUUCCUGAAGCUGUUAAUAUAUAAAUAAAUUGCCGAAUAGACAUGGAAUCUCCUGAAUUUGUUGACGAAGAUGAAGAAUCGGAUUUAGAGGAAGAUGUUCCUCCAGCGAAAUCUUCAAAAUUGUCAGGAAGUGAUUUGUACAAACCUCCGACAACAGAAGAACUCAAUACUCUCCGAGAUACAAAUAUGUUAUUUCAUUCCAAUUUGACAAAAUUACAGAUCACAGAGCUGCUGAAAGAAGUGACAUUAUCAAAAACAAAGCGUGAAAAAGUUGAUGAAUACUUACAUUCACUACAUGAUGUCAUCAUGACUUUGCCCAUCACAGAUAAAUUCAAGUUAUCUGAGAGUCAGAAGAUGUUCGAUCAAAUUCAAAUUCCAUUUGUCAUGAAGCCUGCGAAGGUCAAAGGUGAAAUGAAAUGCACUCCCCCAGCUGAUAUACAAGUUGUGGGAAGUUAUCUUCUUGAUACAAAUUUAAAACAAAAAUUGAACAUCGAUCUCGUGUUGGAACUCCCAACGGAAUCUAUGCAAGCGAAGGAUCAUCUGAAUCAAAGAUAUUUGAGGAAGAGAGCAGUUUAUCUUGCCUAUAUUGCUCAUUAUUUAUUGGAAAAUGAUCUCAUUUCUGAACUCAAAUUUGCCUACUCUGAAGAAAAUCCUCUCAAACCUGUACUGCUACUCAAACCUUCUGGUAAACUCUCAAAUUCUCUGAUUGUUCGAGUCCACACUUGUCCUGGUAAAGAAUCUUUUAAAUUAGAAAGAUUUCUUCCACAUAAAAGCAAUGUUCGAAAGAGCUGGUUUACAGGAAUAUCAACUAAACAAGAUGAUGUCUCUCUCAAUCCAACACCACAUUAUAACAGCAUUGUACUACGAGAUAUGUUAAUGGUGGAACAUUUGAAAUAUUUAUUCGAGUCAUUUUCUGAAUACGAAGGAAUCAGAGAUGGAAUUAAAUUAUUGAAAGUUUGGCUGAGACAACGGGAACUUGACCAAGGCACUGGUUGUUUCAAUGGUUUUAUAAUAUCAAUGUUGGCUGCUUAUUUGUUGGAGAAAAGAAGAAUUAAUAAAAUGAUGAGCAGUUAUCAAGUUGUGAGAAAUGUUUUCCAAUAUUUAAGCACAUCAGAUUGGACGGAAGAAGGCAUCAGCUUUAAAGAUCAGGAUACUUCUGAAUUUCAUAAAUAUUUUGAAAUUGUUUUUGUUGAUCCAACUGGAACAUUGAAUUUAUGUUCUGAAAUGUCUGCUGCUGUGUAUUAUCAGGUCUGCCAGGAAGCAGAAUAUUCUCUAAAAACUCUGGAUAACAAAGUGAUAAGCAAUGGGUUUGAUGCUGUGUUUAUGACAUCACUUCCUUUCAUUAAAAAAUUUGAUCACAUCAUACAUGUUUGUCGACCAUGGUUGUUGCAUAACUCAUGUGAGAGGAUGAAUUUAAUAGAAAAUUUACCUGACUACGGUGGAAAUGCAAUUAAUUGCGCAGUCCCAAAAAUUAUGAGUGUUUUGCGGCAAGGAUUAAGGUCAAGGGUCAAGCUCAUUGGCGUCAAAGGUUGUAAAUAUGGCAUGUGGUCCACUGAUUCUCAUCCACCAUCUUGGAAGGAUCCUUUAUCAACAUUAUCAUUUGGAUUCAUUCUCACUUCUGAUGCCUCCUCUAUUAUUGAUAAAGGGCCAACUGCUGAAACUCCAGAGGCAUCCUCGUUUCGAGAGUUUUGGGGAGAUAAAUCUGAGUUGAGAAGAUUUCAAGAUGGAUCUAUUUGUGAGGCUGUUGUUUGGAAUUGCAAAAAUAAAACAGACAAGAGAAAUAUUCUGGAAAAUAUUACAAAACAUAUUCUUAGAUUGCACUGCAAUUUAUCCAGCAAUUCUAUCAUCUACAAUUCCAAUCAAAUUGAAGAGAUUUUGACAUUGAAAACAGAUUCAAAACAAACAGAAUAUGUCCCUGUACCUGGUUAUGUUGGAACAGGUGACGAAGUCAAUAUCAAGCUCGUUCACUCUUACAAUGAAUUAUGUCGGCAACUUAGAAAUUUGAAAGAUUUACCUCUGACUGUGGUUUCUUUACAAGGAGUUUCACCUGCACUGAGAUAUACAGAGGUUUAUCCACCAACUCAGGUCAUCAUUCCUGACAACCAAGUGAUGAAAAAAAUAAUGAAGAAAAUCCAAAUUCCAGAUUCCGAGGAUUCUGCUCCACCUUAUGUACAUGCAAUCGAAGUAAUCUGUCAUCUUGAAGGAAGUGGGAAAUGGCCUCAAGAUGUUGAAGCAUUACGUAGAUUAAAAGCUGCUUUUCAUAUCACAUUUUCUGAUGAAUUAGAGAAAGAACAUUCAGAAUUAACUUGUGUUCCUACUCAAACCUAUCUGGAUGUUUUCAAGGAUGGUUUUGUAUUUCGAAUCAUCAUAGCAUAUCACAGGGAAAUUACAAUAAUGCAAACAUUCACAACAAAUGAUGGUCUGGUCAAAAAUAAAAUAACUCCUGAAUCAAUUGCAUUGGAAGAGAAGACUUCGCAUUUACCAAAGCUUGCAAGUGUUUUACAUGGAUUAACUCAGAAGUUUCCUUCGUUUUGUCUCACGACUCGGUUAGCAAAACGAUGGAUCAACGGCCAAUUACUAUCACGUCACGUACCUGAAAUUGUUAUCGAACUUUUAUGUGCAAGUUUGUACACAAAUCCAGAGCCAUAUACAACACCUGGAUCAGCUCAAGUUGGAUUCAUCCGUUUUCUUUCAUUCAUCUCAAAGUUUGAUUUCAAUUCAAAUCUUGUCAUCGUAGACUUCAAUAAUGAGUUGGAAGAAUUCGACAUCACUACUAUCCAGGAACAUUUCAACACGAAUCGUGAUUCUCUUCCCACGAUGUUCAUUGCAACCAACAAGGAUAAAACAAGGUCAAUAUGGACAAGAAAACAACCAACUUGUAUGAUUUUACGUAGAUUGCAAGCUUUAGCUGUCAUAUCUUUGAAGAAUUUAGAAAAUGAAAUUAUGAGUUUGGAGAAAGGAGUCAGUACAAUGAGUAUUUUCCACGGAUCAUUAUCAGCAUAUGAUGUUGUGAUUCAUUUGGAACCAAAAUGUGUUGCCAGAAAAUAUGAAGCUUGUCAAGUUGAUGGAGAUAUUGUGGAGGAAGAUCUGGCAACACAGAAUGAAAAUUCCAAUAUACUGCCAGUUGUUGGAUUUGAUCCAGUGCAAUCAUACUUGGACGAACUCGAGUCAUCAUAUGGUGAGCUGGCUAUGUUCUUUCACAACACCAAUGGUGGACAAGAAAUUGGGGUUUUAUGGAGGCCAAAUGCUUUUCAACCAAGAGAAUUCAAACUAACCACUGCCUUAUGCUCAUCAAUCCUCAGUAAAAGUAAAGUUGCAGCAAAUGUUAAAACAGUCAUAGAAGAUUUUCAAAUCAUCGGGAAAGGACUGGUUUCAAAUAUUGAAUUAAGAACAGAUAAAUGGAAAAUUUGAUCGGAUAAAUAAAUUAGAAACGUAAAA
Styela clava is the source of this 3940-nucleotide messenger RNA. Its product is annotated as nucleolar protein 6-like. Lineage: Eukaryota; Metazoa; Chordata; Ascidiacea; Stolidobranchia; Styelidae. Gene Ontology annotation, biological process: rRNA processing; tRNA export from nucleus. Gene Ontology annotation, cellular component: CURI complex; UTP-C complex; small-subunit processome. The record is from RefSeq and is a predicted model, not a curated record.